UUAAUUAUUAAAUGGCGUCCGGAUCGAAACGCUUGGUUGAAUGUGUCCCAAAUUUCUCUGAAGGGAAGAGAAAAGAAGUGAUAGAUGCUAUUUCAACUGCAAUCAGAGACACUGAAGGAUGUACUCUUUUACUUGUAGAACCAGAGGCAUCCGCUAACAGGACUGUGUAUACAUUUGUCGGUGAUCCAGUGAGUAUUGUUGAAGGAGCUGUUAAUGCAGCGAAAGUUGCUCAUUCGCUCAUUGAUAUGAGGAAACAUAAAGGCAAUCACCCCAGAAUGGGUGCAUUGGAUGUCUGCCCGUUUAUUCCAGUGAGUGACGUCACUAUGGAGGACUGUAUUAAUUGUUCUAAUGAGUUUGGAUCACGUUUAUCAAAAGAGUUGAACGUUCCUUUAUAUUUGUAUGAAUAUUCAUGCACUGGAGGUGACCACAGGAGGACAUUACCACAGAUAAGGGCAGGAGAAUAUGAAGGACUUAAAGAUAAGAUUAUUAAAUCAGAAUGGACACCUGAUUAUGGUCCAGCCCAGUUCGUCCCAUCCUGGGGUGCUACUGUCACAGGUGCUCGUCCAAUGCUUAUAGCUUAUAAUGUCAAUCUUUUGGGUACUAAACAACAAGCUCACCGCAUUGCUUUGGAUAUAAGGGAGCAAGGGCGUGGCCCUGAUAAUCCCGGUAAGUUUAAAUGUGUUCGUGCCAUUGGUUGGGAUCUUGAAGACAAAGGCUUAUCUCAGAUCUCGAUAAACCUCACCGACUAUAAGACCACACCCAUUCACGCUGCAUAUGAAGAGUGUGUGAGGAUUGCUAAAGACCUCAAACUAGCUGUCGUUGGUUCUGAGAUUGUUGGACUAGUACCACUUGAGGCAGUAAUGCUCUCAGCUGAUUACUACAUUCAAAAGGAGUCAUUGUUCAUUUAUAAAGAAGAGCAGAAGAUUAGACUGGUAAUAGAGAGGCUUGGACUUAGCUCACUCUCUUACUUCAAUCCUAAAGAAAAAAUAAUAGAGUAUUGUAUAGGUUCUACUGCUGAUGGUCCUUUGGUUAGUUCAAGUGUAAGGGACUUCAUUGAAUCGAUUGGUUCACGUGCAUCAACCCCUGGAGGAGGAUCAGCCAGUGCCUGUAUUGCUAGUAUUGGCUCUGCCCUAGCUACUAUGGUUGGAUUGAUGAGUUAUGGUAAGAGAGAGUUUGAGGGCAUUGAUGGUAUAAUGAGAGAGACUAUACUGCCACUCUAUGAUGCAAUGGAGCAACUGAUACCAAUCAUUGACUCUGACAGCACUGCCUUCUCUUCAUAUAUGGAUGCUCUUAAAAUGCCUCAUUCUAAUGAUGAAGAAUCAACAAAGAGAUCGUUAGCAAUGCAGGAAGGACUAAAGAGAGCUAUUGAGGUUCCAUUGGGUUUAAUGAGGAAAGCUCAUUCAUGCUGGCCACACCUUUUUGUAUUAGCAGAGCAUGGGAAUAAACAAACAAUGUCGGAUUUACAGGUCAGUGCCAGUAGUCUUCAUUGUGGAGUGUUUGGUGGCUAUUGCAAUGUAUUGAUCAAUCUUAAAGGAGUCACUGACACUCAAUAUGUAACAGAAAUAAGACAAGAAGUGGAGCAGAUACUGGCUGAAUCACAAGAUAACUCAGAUAAAGUCCAGAAACUAGUAUUGAAAAGACUUUAAAGAUUAUAUGGAUUUAUAUUUCAUUUCUUGUUAUCAUUCUCUACUGACCUGCACUGUAAUUUCAACUGUCACAAUGUCUUCAUUAAGUUCCUUUAUAAUGUAGUCAGUUUCUCCCAUUAAAA
Molecule: messenger RNA, 1768 nt
Organism: Amphimedon queenslandica
Lineage: Eukaryota; Metazoa; Porifera; Demospongiae; Haplosclerida; Niphatidae
Product: formimidoyltransferase-cyclodeaminase-like
Exons: 11
Coding region: 12-1646 (544 amino acids)
Molecular function (GO): transferase activity; folic acid binding
Source: RefSeq, a predicted model, not a curated record